Messenger RNA from Leguminivora glycinivorella, 4318 nucleotides. RefSeq names its product protein suppressor of white apricot-like (gene su(w[a])). Gene Ontology annotation, molecular function: RNA binding. The transcript is spliced from 17 exons. Bases 485 to 2845 code for a protein of 786 amino acids. Lineage: Eukaryota; Metazoa; Arthropoda; Insecta; Lepidoptera; Tortricidae. The record is from RefSeq and is a predicted model, not a curated record. Gene Ontology annotation, biological process: mRNA 5'-splice site recognition; RNA processing.
AGUGAGUUCAAAGAGAAGAAAGAAGAGCUUUUCGUGUUCGGCUACUCGUGCAAAUUGUUCAGGGACGAUGAAAAAGCCCUGCACAUUGAUCAAGGCAAACACCUCAUACCGUGGAUGGGGGAUGAAACGUUGAAAAUCGACAGGUUCGAUCUGUUUUUUACUAUAACUGUGGCUAAAAACGAUAAAGCGAUUGCAAUGUGUUGGAAAAUACUUAAUAUUGGAAGAUCUUUAAGAUUUUCGCAGAGGAUUUCGAAGCUUGCGGGGUGAAGAUCUCGCAGCGGGCGGCUGCUGCGUCGCAUAUUGUUAUGGUGACACUCUUCAGCGGUAUGACGCCCGAGGUGCUCUCCAUGAGGUGGCAUCGCUGGAGGCGCCACCGGGCGGCUUCGACUGGCGCGUGGAGCUCACUCGGAACGAGCAAGAAGUGGAGCAGCUCUGUGACGAGGAACGGUAUCGAGCACUGCAUACUGACGAGGAUGAGGAGGAAAUGUAUAAAGAGGAAGAACUGAAGCGUCUCCACGCAGCUGGCUACGGGCAAGUUGGGUUCAACUAUGACACUCCAGCAGCAGCCCCAGCCCCGACUACACCCGUGGAAGUUGAUGAGCCUUUUGUGCCGACCCCAUCUUAUAGGGCUCUUUUUGCUCCAGAUAUACUAUUGCCUGAUUCCGUCAAGCAAAACACAAUAAUAGAGAAGACUGCAAACUUCAUUGCCUCCCAAGGUGCUCAGAUGGAGAUCCUAAUCAAAGCGAAGCAGGGAGAUAAUCCACAGUUCAAGUUUCUGGACAUUGGGGCGCCAUUGCGGCCAUAUUAUCUUGCCCUGGUGGCUCUUGUGAAGGCUGGGAAGUGGCCGGAGAAGGCACCAGAAGUUGUUGAAGAAAAACCGCCCGAGACUGACGAAUACCUGCAUCCUAGCUUGGCUUCAACCGUCAUUGAAUCUGCACCUUCAAUCCCAAGUAUCCACUACCGUCCAUCCGCUGACUGUGACUACACAAUGCUAAUCUCAAAAAUGCGUGGAGAAGCGACAUUAGAUGACAACUAUACUCCGGAGUUAGCCCCCGGAGAGGUGGCUCCCCCGGGCACUGAGCCACUGCCUCCGAGACACAGGCCUAUCAUAUCUAAGGCUCCAGUCAUGUAUACUAGGGAACAUGAAUCGCCCCCUCUCCGUGUGGCGCCCGCGCCGCCCGGGCCGCCGCCGGCGCCGGCGCCGCGCUCGCGGGCCGCGGGCGCCAGCUCCACCGGCCUCAGUCUCAUGAAGAACUACAACACCGACUCCGACAGUGACGCCUCCGAUUACGAUUCAUCCUCAUCGGACAGCAAAGACGUGCCUCUAAUAAUAACCCCGCCCGCGGACGUGCAAGUGGUAGUCGACAAGAUGGCGGCCUACGUCGCGCGGAAUGGCGGCGAGUUCGCCGAGAUCGUGCGCGCCAAGAAUGACCCCAGGUUUACGUUUCUGGAGCCGGACCACAUCUACCACCCGUACUAUUUGCGGCUGAUGCAGCAGAAGCGAGGCGGGACCAAUGGGACGGGGAAAGAAGAGCCUAAGAGGACCACAGCACCAGUAUCAUUCUCAAUAAAGAAGCUAAAGGAGCCCGACCCGAUCCUCCCGAAACCAGCUCUCCCCUAUGAGUCCAGCUCGGAUGAGGACGAAAAAACCGAAAAGACCGAAAAACCGGAAUCGCCCAAACCUCAGACACUAGUCAGUCAAAUACCACAAGCGGUGGUUUAUAAAAUGGAGGCAGUGAAGACUUCACAGGAGCCUGCAAAGAUGCCCAUUGUGGAAAGAAAGGAAGACAGUUCGCAGCCGGUUUUGGUGCAACCAGAAAGAAUCAUUCCCAAACAAGAAAUCCCAGAACUUCGAAAAGAAAAAUCUCCGACCCCGGAAAAGAAAAUAGAAAAACCGAGAGACAGAGAUAGUCCAGUUAAAAGCGACAAGCGGAAACAUAGCAAACGGCCCAAAUCGGAGGGCAGGGAGAGAAAGAGAGAACGGAGUGCGGAUAAAGAGAGGAAAAGAGACAAGGAUAGUGGGAAGAAGAAUGAGGUGGAUGAAAUUAUAUCGUUGGAGGAUAAUGAUGAUGACUUGAUUGAUUUGACUGGGGAGUUUUCGGAUUCGAAAACGGAGGUAGAAGGAUCGGCGGAGCGCGAAAAGCAGAAGUCCCGGCGCGCGCGCGCCGCCGAGUUCCUGCGCCGCGUCGGCGUCGACCCCGCGCACCCCGCCGCCGCCGCCGCGCUGCCUGCCUCCUCGCUCGCUAGUGCCAUGGUUGACACGUUAGAAUCUCUUCGAAAGAAGAAAGAAGAGGAAGAGGAAAAACGACGACGUCGCGAGAAGAAACGGCACCGCUCCAAAUACGACAAUGAUGACGAUGAAAAAGCCCAUCGGAAGAAGCGCAGAAAAUAUAGAUCUUCUGAAGAAAAUGAAGAAUCAGAUAUAGAUAGUUCUAAAAAGAAGAAGCGCAAAAAGGACAAGAAAGCUAAAAACAAAAAGCGGAAAAAGCGAGAAGUAGAAGAAGAGGAGAUUCACGAACUACCCCCGAACAUAGACUUAACCAACACUCUGAAAGUACUACGUACCACUUCUCCCACUAAAGAGCUAUGUCAGAACUUAGAAACCCAGUCACAGCGGCGCCUGUCUUCUGACGACGACAAAAUACGGAAAAACCAGUCUUCUAGCGACGACGAAAGGUAUAAGCGGAAAAAGAAGGAAUCUAGUGACGAGGAGUAUAAGAUGGAGAGCGAAAAAAAGGAGCAUAGAAGGAAGAAGAAGAAGAAAGAAGAGAGGGAGUAUAGUGAGGGAGAGUGGUCGAGCGAUACCGAAGAGGAUUCUGCGUCGAGUAUUAGUAGAGAUGACUAGAUUUUAUUUUAUUACUAGAAAUAUAUGUAAGUAUACAAUAAAAGACAUAUUAUAUUCAGUUCAUUCUAACAUUAAUUUGUAUGUCAAUCUGUAAGGUACAUAACAUGAUUGCACACAUACAAACACUUUGUCCAAGGAAUAGGCUAGUUUCCUAUACAUACUUAAAAUAAAAUAUUUUAUGCAGUGCACGAAAUAAAGCACAACAUAAUUAGAAGAAAUAUAUAGACAGUAGUUAUAAUCAAACAUAAUUUAUAUUUAAUAAGUCAAUAAGAAAGAUGAUGAUGAUCUUGGGAUUAGUUGUCAAAGCGGACCCCAGGCUCUCAUGAGCCGUGGCAAAUGCGCAUAACGCAAAGAGGACCAUAAUGAUGAAGAAAAAUAUAAAGUAAAUGAAUUGACCGAGAUGUCACUCCUCAGUAUUUCAUAGUAAUUCCAUAUUAGUAAAUCGUUUUGACAGUUCUUAAAAAGAAGUUGAUUUGACUAGUAGGAAACUAGCUUAUUGUAUACAUAUAAAGUAAUUUAUUUUUCUCCAAGAUGUAAGGAAUCAAAUAAACAGUAGCAAACUUAUUUUUUGUCAUGUAGAAAUGUCAGAGACGAUCUCUCUGCGAGGGAUACUACAUAAUAUAUUGAAUUGAGGGAAGGCAUGGAAAAAUUCGCACACGUCCAGCAGGCCUCCGUGGCUCAGUUGUUCAUAGCACCUUAAGGUAGCAUUCGGAACUAUCGCAUAUAAAUCCCUACAAAGCGGUGCGGCGCGACCCGGUCGCGGCUGCUGGGCAGCGGCUGCCGGGUCGCGACUGCUGGGAUCCGAAUGCUACCUUUACAUUUCUAUUUAUUAUCUUACAUUUAUAACAAUAGACUUUUUUUUUUUAAUAUUUUUGUGAGAAAUUGCUCAUUUAUUAUAUAUUUCAUUAGAAUUUGUUAUAUUCUAGACAUGUGUAAGUAAUGCGAGUAAUAUCACAAAUGUGAUAUCACUUGAACACGUAAUAUGGCAUUACGUAUCACUCCGAGAAAUCCACCAUCACCUCUAGCAUUACGUAUCACCCGAACGCAAAUGUCGCGAACUACUAAAACAGUGCGCGUAAUGUUUACUGCCCCAUGUGAUAACUGUAAUGGUGUAACAACUGAGAUGUUUGAAAGCAUCCAUUAUUACAGUUAUUACUUUCUUAUUUCUUAUCUCGCUCUCGCGCUCACACGCGCCGCACUAAGCGCUCGGUCGCUCUCGUUCUAACCAUCAAAAUAUCAUACGAUGCUUUCGGCUAUUUCCGGAAGAGUUCGGAACGCGCCACUCAGCCGAACGCAGUCGCGUUUACGUAGUUGCAAAUUUCGCUUGCGAAUAUGAUUUUAUAACAGUCCAAAAGAUUUAAAACUGUAAUGCGUCCCCAUAGAGCUUAUUUUAUUAUUAUCAUUUCUUAUAAUCAUUUUGUGGAUGCGGGUAAACCAGAGUAAUUUUGUCUGUGAAAUUGGGCGCGCCGAAAA